UUAAGUAGUGUAGUAGGUGAGAGUGUGGAAGAAAUACUGCGAAGAGAGCUGAAGUGUGAAUCGCUUGUAGGAGAAGUGUGUUGUAGACGAGAUUAUUUUGUGCUGUAAAGACGUUUUAGUUGAUUAAAUUCAUUAUUGCUGGAAGACUUUGUGGUCUCUUACAAUCCAACCAAGUUUACAACUGAGAUCGGAUUUGAGGUAGUAGACCCCGCAAGAAAUCAAGGGUUGACAAUCAAGGUUGUAUACCGACCCACGCUACAUUGGUGUCAGAAGUAUCAUAUUAUGUCUGAUUUUAUGUUUCCUCUCCUGAAACACUAAAAGAUUUUCCAUAAAACAAAUUCUGGAGAGAAUUUAAUUUUGAAAAUUCUUGCGGUCGUCGUCCUGCUGAUGGAAGCACUAAGCUCCCCUGAAACUUCGGUCAGUGUCUUCCACAAUAUACGAUACGUCAUCCCAGAAAGCAAUGACAGCCUUCUGGGAUAAUGCGCUUUGAGAACUUCACAUCUUGCCAGAUUAAUUUUGAUUCGUAUUGGACCGGUAUGAAGUUCAGAACGAACUCCGUUGAACCGGAGAGUGAGGGAAAUGAUUUGUGACAAUUCUGCGAUAUCUGUCUGAAUGGGUUUGCAACAUUAGCCGUAUUUCAGCAAACGAUCAUCAAGGCCAACGGUGUAUGCAGAUCGAACAGGAAAUUUACCGAUUGCGAUCGGGGAUCAUCCUGAUGAAGGAGGCAGCAAGCAUUUCUGCAUCGUCGGGUUUAUAAAAAUAUUAUUACUCCAAACUGGAGUACACGUUCUCGCUCUGCGCACCUGUAGGUGAUUUGUAGCUGAACUGCAGCAUCUGUACACGGGGUUUCUGGUUUGUAUCAUGGGAGAGAAUUCCAACAUUAAAAAAGGUUUGGAAGCAGAUGAGGACUUCGGUUUUGUGAGCCGUGACAGCAGGGUACUGGAAAAUGCUCUGACACGUAGCGGCCCUUCCCCCUCACUACCAACUGAGGAUGACGACAAUGGCGCCGGAAGUGAGGAACAACAGGUGGACAACUAUUCUUCCAUCAUUGCACCCGGAACAACCGGAAAUGACGAGGAUACAAAACAGGAUGUUGAAGAAGACGUCUUUUCCAUAACAAAACUAGAGUCAGAACAGGAGCAUGGUACUGCAUCGAGUGGCGAAUUAUCGGACGAAACAGAUGGUUUCAGCUUGCGCAAGCUUGGAGGAACUUUGCUGGAUUUUCCUCAGGUCGACUUGCUAGGUCAGGUAUAUGACGCCUCGAAGAGGAAGGCGACAGUAGCCAAGUUAUCUUCACCUAAACAACCAGGUCCUGGUAUUUUACGUAAUAUGUCUUCGAGUGAGAUGCCUGAGAAUCAACCGACUGAAGCCGCGCCAACGACCAAAGACGACGAUCUCCCUCAGGGCUUCCAAGUCAAGUACCUUGGCCAGCGUGAUGCUAGAGGCCUGUGGGGAAUUAAACACACGAGGCGACCGGUAGAUGCUAUGGUGGCUUCGGCAAAGAAUUUAAAAGCAGGAACAGUGCUACCAAUGGUUAAACUCGUAGUUUCUAAAGAAGGUGUCAGUAUAGUGCAACUGCAGAAAAAGUCCGAGGAGAUUUUGAAGUUUCAUCCCAUAGACACGAUAUCUUACGGUGUUCAAGAUCUGGUGUACACCAGAGUGUUUUCUAUGAUUGUUGUUAGAGAGAUAGGAGAUCUGAAAGAUCAGCAUCCUUUCGAAUGUCAUGCGUUUGUUUGUGAGAGUAGAAAUAGUGCCAGAAAGCUGACCUAUGCACUUGCUUCGGCGUUUCGUGAGUACAGUAAGAUUGUGAAGGCGAGAAGUGGUGACGAGGACGGUAAAGACGGACUAGCAGCCGCCAAGAAGAAAUUCGCCAUUGAUUUGAGAAGUCCAGAGGAAAUUGAAGCUGACUUGAAUUCUCCACAAGCUGAAGAUUCUGAAGCCUAAUUGUGAUGUGAUUUUACAGAGUGCAUUGAUUGUGAUGGUAGAUUCUAAGAGAGAAAAAUUGAUAAGUGACGUGUAAAUGUUAUGGAAGAUGAACGGUAGGCACAAUAUCAGUUUUCGAAACAUCUGACUGCAUCUGAGUGGAGACGGAACCAACAGGCGUCAUUAAUGCAUUGCCUUAGUCAUAUGAGAGUAUCUAGCGGUUCAAUUACAUGGACCGAAAUUAGGCACUUCAUGUCAUGAAACACCGGUAAAUACACCAAGUUCAUCACCGUUUAUAGGUUUCUGACGAACUUUAAAAAAAAUUGUGUAAACAGUUAAGUCAGAUUUAUUGUGAUUACAUUUUUCUCUCUAUCCCCAAAUGUAAAAUAAACACUAGAUAUUUUAAAAUAUUAAAACUUAUUUGUAAAAUAUAAAGUUAAAGAACAUUACUAUGGCAUAUGAUUGAAAAUGAAUGGAAUCAGUGUUUAGUGGGUGCGAUGAGAAACGAAAAUUUAUAGAAGUAUUUAUUUAUAUUGUAAAAUAAGAAGCUAGUGGGUCUAAUAAAAAUGUGCUUAAA
Molecule: messenger RNA, 2500 nt
Organism: Zootermopsis nevadensis
Lineage: Eukaryota; Metazoa; Arthropoda; Insecta; Blattodea; Termopsidae
Source: RefSeq, a predicted model, not a curated record